Drosophila miranda is the source of this 686-nucleotide messenger RNA. RefSeq lists its product as uncharacterized. The transcript is spliced from 2 exons. The record is from RefSeq and is a predicted model, not a curated record. The coding region runs from base 289 to 624 and encodes 111 amino acids. NCBI's taxonomy places the organism in Eukaryota, Metazoa, Arthropoda, Insecta, Diptera, Drosophilidae.
GUUUUCCUUUCAGCUCAAAAGAGAAUGACAUAAGUCAUUUCAUUGUCAAACAUCAACACACGAACACCUUUAAAAUUCCAAAUCUGGAAUAUAUUUCUCUAACGGGUCAAAGCCUCACGAAUCGAAGAUGUGUAGCCCCUGCUGUGGACCUUGUGGACCUUGUGGACCUUGUGGACCUUGUGGACCCUGUUGCAGUCCUUGCUGCGGCCCCUGCGGCCCAUGCGGCCCCUGCGGUCCUUGCGGUCCCUGCGGCCCGUGUGGCCCUUGUUGCAGUGACUGUUGCGGCCCAUGCUGUGGACCCUGUUGCAGCCAGUGCUGUGGCCCAUGCUGUGGACCCUGUUGCGGCCCCUGCUGCAGUCCUUGUUGCGGCCCCUGUUGCAGCCCUUGUUGCAGCCCCUGCUGUGGACCUUGUUGUGGGCCAUGUUGUGGGCCAUGUUGCGGUCCCUGCUGUGGCCCCUGCUGUGGCCCAUGCUGUGGACCCUGCUGCAGCCCUUGUUGCAGCCCCUGUUGCGGCCCCUGCUGUGGACCUUGUUGUGGGCCAUGUUGUGGCCCAUGUGGUCCAAAGUGCAAGUGAGAAGGUGGCAAAGACACAAAUGUCACCAUAAGUUCGUUAAAGCCCGUUAGAGAAUCCACAAUAUCAACUCUCCAGAAAAGUCAAUGAAAAUACAUGGAAAUUCAACCAAAAA